Messenger RNA from Drosophila elegans, 972 nucleotides. RefSeq names its product 26S proteasome non-ATPase regulatory subunit 8 (gene Rpn12R). Lineage: Eukaryota; Metazoa; Arthropoda; Insecta; Diptera; Drosophilidae. Gene Ontology annotation, cellular component: cytosol; proteasome regulatory particle, lid subcomplex; proteasome regulatory particle. The transcript has a single exon. Bases 87 to 875 code for a protein of 262 amino acids. The record is from RefSeq and is a predicted model, not a curated record. Gene Ontology annotation, biological process: proteasome-mediated ubiquitin-dependent protein catabolic process.
UUCUUCAAAAAUUGUUCUGACAAUUUACAACUUGCUAAAUUUUUUCGGGCUGAAAAUUUAGUCGUCGCUGAGCCUUUGAUGAGAUCAUGUCGAACUUGUACACUGAACUAAAGAACGAGUGGAGCAAGCAUGCCCCAAAUCUGGCCCACUGCUCCCAUCUCCUGGACGGUUUCAAACUGGAGCUGGUUAGGUCCAACUUUGGCACAAUCCAAGUGGCAUCCAGUUCGAAGCAAAAGGACCAACUGAUCAAAUCCCGAGAGAUGCUUGAGAUUGCCGUGGAGCACAGCAUCACCAUUAGGGAUUAUGGUGCAUUUGAGAGAUACAUGGCUCAACUGAAUACCUACUAUUACGACUACGACAAGUAUCUGGAAUCAUCCAAGCAUAUGCACAAGUUUAUGGGCCUGAAUCUGCUCUAUAUGCUGGCCACCAAUCGCAUUGCUGACUUUCACAUCGAGCUGGAGCGUUUGCCGUCGGCUUUGCUGCUCCACGACAACUUUAUCAACCCCGUUUUGGCUUUGGAGAACUACUACAUGGAGGGCAGGUACAACAAGAUAUUGCAGGCCAAAAAGUCCAUGCCAUCGGAGAUCUAUUCGAAUUUCAUGGACAUGCUGGUGAACACGGCUCGCGAGGAGAUUGCAUCCUGUAUGGAGAAGUCAUACCUCAAGAUGGCACCCAAACAGGCUGCUCAGCGCUUGGGACUUCGUCCCGGCUCCAAGGAGCUAUUGGAUCUGGCCACUAGACGUCGUUGGGAUCUGGACGAGGAGGGGAACUACGACUUCGCCGCACUUCAUACCAGACCACUGGAGAAGGUGCCUGCCAAGGACAUUGCCACCCAUAAUCUCACCUACGCACAGGAGCUGGAGAAAAUUGUUUGAUAUUUUUCAUUCUUAUCUCUUUCUAAUCCCUUCAACCAUAAAAUAAUGUCUAGAAUUUACACAUUCAUCUAGAAAUCAGUAAAUACCGAUCCGGAAA